Messenger RNA from Trichosurus vulpecula (common brushtail), 2409 nucleotides. Its product is annotated as shugoshin 2-like. The transcript is spliced from 6 exons. Gene Ontology annotation, cellular component: chromosome, centromeric region. The coding region runs from base 1 to 2409 and encodes 802 amino acids. NCBI's taxonomy places the organism in Eukaryota, Metazoa, Chordata, Mammalia, Diprotodontia, Phalangeridae. The record is from RefSeq and is a predicted model, not a curated record.
AUGGAUGUCCAAGUGGCUACUGACACCUCCUCCAAGCUACGUGAAGUCAGAGAGAAGAUGAAGGAGAAAAGACGUGGAUCUUUGAAGACUGCAAAACAGAAUGCUUGUCUCGCAUCCAAAAUAAAAAAUAAAAUAAUAAAUAACUCUUCUAUCAUUAAAGUAUCUUUGAAACAAACCAACAAAGCCUUGGCCCUUGCCCUCAAUUCUGAGAAGGUUCUCAGUCAGAGUCUUAUAGAAGACAGGAAGCUUCUUAUGAAAGAAAUUGAGGAGGAGAUGUUUGAGAACGCCAGGCUCCGGAGAACCAUCUAUUAUACGAAUAAGGUCCUCAGAGAAUCGGAAGCUUAUAUAAGUGCUAAACUCCUGUGUGCAAUUAGAGAGAGUGAUCCCUUUACAAUUUCAGAAGAUAUCAGUAUGGAAAAUUUGUUCACUGAAGAUAAUGCAGACAAGCACAGGACCAGCUCACCACAUGGGCCAACCAAAUCACCACUGAAGGAUCCAACUGUUGAUGUGGAGAAUGGGAAACAACUAGGUGUUAUCCUCAAAGAUCUCUUCCUUCAACAGACAAAAAGCCCCCAAACAUAUCAUCUGGGGUUGGAAGAAUCUUCAAAUUCUGAUAGAGAAAAUAAGCAGGUGAAUGCCAUAAGUAUCUUGGAAUCUGAAGUGGCUGAUGCUUUAUCUGUAAGGAAGGAUGGCAAGACUGGGGAACCAUGCUAUGAAAACAAGUCACCAUUUGGGGCACAUGUCACUCAGAGGAGGAAAUGGGCCUCUUCCCCUUACCUAAACUGUCAGACUGUAGCUGUGAACUUUGAGAAAGAUGUGUGCUCAAAUCAUUUUUCCCGGUGGACCACUGGCUCAGGAAGUCCUAUGAGAGAAAUGAAUGGACAAGAAGCUUCCACCUUCUUCUGGAUCUCUGAUCCCCACUCUGAUUCCAAGAGCAAUAUCCCUCUACUAGAGGAGGCCAUUCAUUCCGGGCAGCUACAACAGGAAAUAAUGGAUAAAAAGAAUAGGACUUUCAGUACUAAUGAGCAGAGUAGAUCAGUUACCACCUCAACAGAGGAACAAAACAGAAUCACCAGUUGUGCUGACAAAGAUGUUGCCUCACCUUUGAGAUCUGUGAAGUGUGUUUUUACAGAACAGCAGGUCCAAGACACAUUUGGAAUACAUCCUAUUGAGAAUUCAGACAAUAAUACCAUAAAACAAUCCCAAGGUCUUGUAACACUGAGCCCAGUGGAGAUGGACUCUUUGGGAGAAAACCCAACCCCCAUAAGCAGCGGGCCUCCUGAGGACCAGCACCAAGUAAGUGACAGAAUUAGAAAAUGUAGGGAAACCUAUGUGUGGAGUGAGGUAUGUUCAAAUGGCCAAGAAAAGAUGGCAAUUCCUCCCUCUGAAAAGAGAAGGAAAACGGUUUUGGAAAAACAGAUUGAGGUGGAGAACCAAAGCCCAAACUGUGAUUCAACUUGUAAGUCUUUGUGUGGGAGUUCUGGUGUGAAACAAUUAUCUCAAAAGAAUAAGGUUACUGACAAGAAAAUGUUCUCAAAUGAGAUAAAUAAGGAAAUAAAACAGAUAAGAAACAAGAUGUCUACUGAUUUACUCAACACUCCUAGCAAAGUAAAUGGCUACAAAGAAAAAAAUAGAAAAGAGUCAGAAAAGAUAGUUAUAAAUAUGGACCAGCAGAUCCCAAAUCCAAAUAGUCAGGAUCCCCAGGGUUUACCUUGUGUGAGAACACUUGGUGUGGAAAUGACCGACAGGCCUUUGAAACAGGAAAGAAGCAAGAGGACUCGUGACACUAAAGCCAGUGACUGCAGAGAGGAAAACAUGAUUCCAUUGGAAAGCAACUUGGAGCAUGAUUCUCAAGAAUACAUACCUAGGCACAAAACUAAAGGAAGACGAGUAAAACAGAAUAAAAGCCUCCCGAGGAAGGCAUGCUCACUGAAGAGUAAAAUGGAAGCUUUUAACUCAGACAGUAAACAAAGCAGUAUGGGGGAUUCACCGAGCAGAAAGAAGCAAGGCCUGAAAAGCCAUGUAGGCAACUCUAGAAUUCCUAUACUCGCUUCCUGUUCUGUGGAACCAGGCUUAAACAACACGUACCAUGCUUCUGGUAAGUGUAUAAAGGACAUCCAAAACAAUGUGAAUAAAAAACAGACACCGUCAACUGUUCAGGACAAUGCAACUAGGAAUAUGUCGCGAUCGAUAGCUAAAGCAAAGCAAAAGAUUGAAAAUGUUCUUUCAGCCAAAGAACAAUCUGAUUUUGGAAAGAAAGUUGUUUCUGGGAUUGUUUCAGGAGAACAUGAAUCCACAGAGGUUGGCCAAGUGAUGCAGAAUAAAGUACGUAAUAGCCUACCUAAAACAGAGAGAAACUUCUCCCAGAAAGCCACCAAAAAAUUGGUCCCAAGUAGUUCUGGGUUUUAG